AGUAGCCAAGAUGACCAGAAGUGGCUUUCGAUGGAGGCUGGGCCUCGGGUUCGUCGUGCUUUCGGCAUUAGUAGUCGUAUCUCUCGCCCGGGAAUCGGAUGACGAGUACAGAGAUCUUGAAAUCGCUGCAAGUCAUCAUGGCCAUCAUUCCGAAUCUGGCCACGGUCACAAGCAUCACUCCGAUCACCAUGAGGAUCAUGGUGAAAAAGGUGAUAAGGGUUAUCACACUCACCACCAUCAUCACAAAGGUGAUCACGGUAAACACGGUAAAGAGCAUCAUGCUGGACACCACGAAGAACACGGUGGCCACAAGAAGCAUCACCACGAGGAAGAAGACAAAUACGGAGAGCACCACGAGAGUGGACAUGGCCAUAAAGGUCACAAAUUCGGCGAGAAAAAGGGUCACAAAAAGGGCGAGAAGACUCAUGGCUAUCACAAGAAAGCGCACAAAGACGAUUAUCACAAAGAACACAAGUUUUAUGACGAUCAUCAUAAGGGAGGACACCACGAGAAACACGGGCAUCACCAUCAUCAUCACGGUAGUAAGGAAGGUCAUCACAAGAAGGGCGACCAUCAUCACUCCGGUUAUCAUGAUGAUCAUCACGGCAAAAAGGGACAUCAUCACAAGGGACAUUACGACGAGGACCACAAAGGUUACCAUGGAAAACACGGCCACGACGAUCAUUAUUCCCACUACGAAGACUUUGCGAAGAAAGGCGAUCAUCACGAUGGGAAAAAGCACGGUUUCUCCAAGGGUCAUCAUUGAUUAUUACGCAUCUUCUCCCUGUUAUCAUGAAACACAUUAUAUGGCUGUUUCAGCAUGUGUACACAUAUCCACCGUUGGCUAUUUUUUAGGU
Molecule: messenger RNA, 857 nt
Organism: Venturia canescens
Lineage: Eukaryota; Metazoa; Arthropoda; Insecta; Hymenoptera; Ichneumonidae
Product: histidine-rich glycoprotein-like
Exons: 1
Coding region: 11-766 (251 amino acids)
Source: RefSeq, a predicted model, not a curated record